Messenger RNA from Stomoxys calcitrans (stable fly), 4991 nucleotides. RefSeq names its product MOXD1 homolog 2. The coding region runs from base 1444 to 3576 and encodes 710 amino acids. Gene Ontology annotation, cellular component: secretory granule membrane. Gene Ontology annotation, biological process: dopamine catabolic process; octopamine biosynthetic process; norepinephrine biosynthetic process. Lineage: Eukaryota; Metazoa; Arthropoda; Insecta; Diptera; Muscidae. The record is from RefSeq and is a predicted model, not a curated record. The transcript has 11 exons. Gene Ontology annotation, molecular function: copper ion binding; dopamine beta-monooxygenase activity.
AGUUCAGUCAUAGCAGUUCAGUCAUUUCGUGGAUUCCGUGUUGUGCAGUUGCCAGCAUCAAAAAGCGCGUGUGUUGUGGAGUUUACAUACGUUAUUUUUGUUUUCUCCGAAGAAGUAACUUUAGCCUUUACGUUCAACUACUCAUCAAAUACAACUACACCACACAUAUAUAUAUAUAUAUUGUUUUUAUGCACAUAUUGUGAAAAAAAUAAUUACAUUUACUCCACAAAGAGAAGUAUAUCCUUACGCGACAAAUUAUUGUUAAAAAAGAUAGAACUAGUGGAAUAAUUGUUUGUUAUGUGAAAAAUUAUAGAAAAAUAAAUAUUUUACAAGAGCGUUUUCCUCAUCGAAUACCUCGACAUAGUAGAUUAGUGGUGUCAUAGAGAAAAUAUAUUUUUGAUAAAAACUUUGUGUCGAGAGUGAAUUGAAUUUUACAAUAGUGAGACAACAACCCGGGAAUAAAGUGCUGCCGUAUGCCCCAAGUGAAUGAAUCAAAAAAAAAAAACGCACGAAUGCGAAAGAGGCAAAUUGAAAAGCCCAACAUUGUGUGGAUUACAUUACAAUUUAAACGGAUUAUUUGCCAUCAUCAACAAACACAUAAACAAAAUACAUUUUGGGGAAACGCCGGAAAUUAAGUUCAGUGUGUUCAUACGAAGUUUAAAUUAGCCACCAGCUCCAGCAAGGAAAGACAUCAAGAACUGACUUUUCCAGAUAUUAGUAGGAAGAACAUCUUUUCUAUCGUUGCCUGCACUUGCCAAUGACACAGCCCCAUACAUUUAUUAAAAUCAUUGGUGAGAAGGGAGUACAAAUAGAAAAGCAUGCUGAAAUAAAGAACGAAUUGAAACAGAUAAGAACGUCACAUAUACUAGAAGCAAUCUGCUGAACAAAGCAGAAGUGAAAAAAAACCUCACAUCUAGGUGUAUUGCGUGCACUGGGAGUUCUGAGUGGAAAGGAAAGACUACCCGAAGAAGGCAAGGGGAAAGAGGGCAGCCUGCAGAUUAAAGUUGAUGUCUUAAAGGUCGUUGUUACAGGAAUAUAAACAACAACAUUAAAUGUAAUUAGUGCCUCUUGUAAUAACACAAUCACUAACACAUUUACACUAACAAGCAAAUGAAAGAAGGACGCGCAAUCACAACAAAGCUUUCCUGAUGUUUAUGUAAGGCUUUAGAAACACAAACAACAAUUCGAAAGACAUCACCAUCGUUUUCGGAUGAAUUUACGUCUCUGCUUUAUGAGCAGGCCCAGGCAUCACGCAAUCUAGAUGAAUGAUUUUCUAGGACUACGACGAGGAACAUUUGUCAUCGAUUCUUGAAACUAACAUCAACGUUGUUGAGGAACCAUAGCAGUAAUCAUUGGCUGUCAGCUCAGAUCUCCAAAAGGGGAUACCUUAAGAUUUUGCUAAAAAAAAACGCAACACGAUUUAUCUUUAAUUUUAUAUAUAAAAUGGCAUCAUUCAAGGAACGUCGACGAAGUUUGUCCAUUUCUUCGUCAAUCACAUAUUUUUGUAAGUGUAGCAUAUACAUCGCAGUUGGCCUCGCAGUGAUAUUAACCAGCGGUAGAGUAGACAGCAAAACGGAGGCUGCAGUCUUGUCAUCGCUUUCGUACAGCAACUUGGAAUAUGACACAGCUAUGAACUGGGAUUACUCCGUUGAUCUUAAUGAGGAUUUUCGCGUGUACUGGACAAUCGUCAAUCAAGACAUAACAUUCGAGAUACAAGUAAGGACCCUUGGAUAUGUAGGUUUUGGUUUCUCAAAAGAUGGUAAUCAAAUUGGUGCUGACAUGGCCGUAGGAUGGGUUGAUGCAGGCCAUACAUUUUUCCAGGAUCGUUACGUAGAUGAGCUUGGCUCAGCUGAGCCUCUAGUUGAUCCUUCUCAGGACUAUAGUUUAAUGAAAGGUUACGAAAAUAGCACCCACACAGUACUACGAUUUCGUAGAAAACUUAACACUUGCGACAAUCAACAUGACAUUGCGAUCACCAAUAACACCAUGCGUGUAAUGUUCAUGUACCAUGAUGAAGAUCCCUCGAGAGGAUCUUCAACUCCAUCUGCACUUCCUAAUCCGCUGGAGUCGUGGCGACCCUAUCGGUCAGUGUUGCUGUUGCAGAAACCGCUUACAGUUUUGCCGCGUUACGAACCGUCUGCUCGGAUACUGGAAUUGCGGAAUCAGGACGUUGAACUUCCUUAUGGUGAUGAUUCUCAAUUUUGGUGUACAAUGUUCAAGUUGGACAAACUGGAUCGAAAAUAUCACAUCAUAAAGUAUGAGCCAAUUUUCGAUUCUUCGUGGAGCUAUCACUAUUUGCAACAUAUAACGCUGUACGAAUGCCAAGGCAACAAUAUUCAAUUGGAGGAGAUGUCACGAGGUGGUGGUCAAUUAUGCAUGGGGGCUCACAGUUUACAGUUGGGCUGCAAUGCUAUUGUCGCUUCGUGGACAAGGGGUUCAGAGGGCUUUGUGUUUCCCGCUGAAGCCGGUUAUCCACUGGAAUCCAAACACAACAAAUACUAUUUGAUGGAAACGCAUUACAACAACUUAAAUGCCGAGUUUGAGCCAUACCAAAGUCAUCGUAUGACCGACAGUUCGGGACUCAAAAUCGUAUUCACACAGGACCUGCGACCACAUGAUGCGGGUGUGCUGUCAGUGGGCAUGGAUCCCAAUUGGCGUCACAUCAUUCCACCCGGACAAGAACGCGUCAUUUCACAAGGACACUGCAUGGAAGACUGCACAGGAUCUGCAUUUUCACAAGAAGGCAUCAAUAUAUUUGCCGUCAUGAUGCGUACCCAUCAAAUUGGGCGAGAGGUCAAAUUGCGCCAGAUACGACAGAAUGAGGAACUCGUUCCCAUUGCUCACGAUAGCAACAUCGAUCCAAACUAUCAAGACUUUAGACGUCUUUCCCAUCCUGUACGCUCCAUGCCCGGCGAUAGAUUGGUUGCGGAGUGCAUUUAUGAUAGUUCGUCACGAAAGGCAAUUACACUCGGUGGACUAACAAUGAAAGAGGAAUCUUGUACGGUGCUAACGCUUUACUAUCCACGCCAGAAGAGUCUGACAACCUGCCACUCACUUCCAAGUCUGCCCACCGUCCUGCAUUCACUGGGCAUCGAACAAUUGGCUAUGACAUCCAAUCCGGUUGUUAUUGCAUCGCCUCCUGAACUGGCUGGCAUGACUUUGGAGACUCGCCUGUUGUCAUACGACUGGGAACAUCAGUUUGACAAAUUCCAAGAGGCAACUCUCCGUGGUUCCUUCAAGCCAAUCUGCAGUGGAGCCCACAAUGAACAUUUACCGAUAUCUGAGCACUUAAUCGGCUACAACAAGAACAUAAGCAAAACAUAUCGAGAGCCACGACGUUGUAAGCCAAAGCGGCUAUUUGUCACCGAGACGAUCCCUCAACUAGAAUUACCUGUUUUGCGCGACUUGGAGACUAAUCACCUCAGUGAAGCGUCGGUGCGCAGCAGCCGCAGCUCCUUCAUCGAAACCCUGGCGCUGAGUGGCUCGGAGGCUUCGUCAUGCAGGCUGUGCGCCACUUGGCUUAGCAUAUACAUAACCAGCCUCAUGUAUCUUGCCAUUGUGUGGCUCGCUAGAUGAAAUGACCGGUUCGCCAGUGACUAUAGUCAUUAAACUUACGAUUUUCAGUUUGACUUCAUGUUAUUUAUGUACCUACAUAUGUAUAUUUUUGUUUCACUCGUACCGUCUCUUCUUCUUUUCCAUUUUAUUUUUGUUUACUGUUCGCUGAUUGUUCGCCAGUGUGAUUGGUGACAAACUGUGUUUCUACGAACACCAACUUAAUAAGCAAUAUUUUGACAAUGACUGUUGUUGAAAGCAAACCCCACAUUUAAGAUACUUAUAACAAACAAACAUACAUACUUACAUACAGAUAUAUGUAGUCUAUAUGCAUUUGAUGUUAUACCUACAAACCUCCACACACACACACACACACACACAAACACACACUAUCUCUACAUAGCGCAAACUUUUUCAUUUCUUAUUCGCUCGCUCCUGUCCAAGCACCAUACAUAUUUAUAUUUUUAGAAGCGAUAAGCAAUACUACUUAUGUUUUCUCUCUUGACAAAUUCUAGUUUAUUCAAAAUGUAAAAGUAUAUGCACAUACAUACAUACAUACAUAACCAAGCCUAAGUGACAUUGGCAGGAAGGAGCUUCAGAAAGGGCAUUGGAUGAGAGAUGAAAACCUUUGUUUGAUAGAGAUACAUGCCAGCGUUACCAGGUGCUUCUAUUUGCCCAAUUUUUAUAUCGAAUGCGAGAAAACGAAUACACUUUUUGUAUUAAUUGAUCGGAUUGCAUUUCCAUUCAAUUAGAAAUUCCAAAUUCCGAAAAAGAUCCAACCACAUUAUGAAAGCAACUUUUAAAGGCUUAAACAGGUGUUACAUUGUGAUUUCUACAUUCAACCAAAUUUGUCUACAGAAAAUGGUAAAGCAGACAUUACUGCUGUUUCAGCAAACACAGCGCUGCUGUAUUAGCAAACAUUUCGGUCAGCUAAAUCAGCAAACAAAAUCCGCUGUUUUAAGUACAGAAAUCUGCUGAAAAAAAUAUUUUACUUUUUUAUGUUUGCCUGUUACUUGUUUUGAUUACUUUAGGCUUUACAUUUAAAGAAACGAGAUUAUGAAAAGUAUACAUCUGUAGUGAUUAUAUACAUCCGCUAAGAAACACGUUUAUAUUUACAUUUGUAUUUUAUUUUUUCUUCUAACAUCCCCUUUAUAAUUAAGCAGCAGUCAUAUUCAACAAACUACAGACUUUUCAGAAGUCAGCCUGCUGCUCUGAAUUUGCAGAACUACUGCUGUAAAAGCAGCAAAAUGAACUACUAAUACUCAGCAGACAGUGUUUCCUAUUUUGUACCCACACAUUUUCUAUAAAUAGGUAUAUUUUUUGGAAGGUCUCAAUAUCGAAAGAAACACUGCUUUACCAUACAUGUAGCAAUUCAACUACUAGCUUAUUGGCUGUAACAGAAGUUGAAUAUUUAAAGUUGCUAUCACAGGAUCUGUUUU